Molecule: messenger RNA, 2573 nt
Organism: Phascolarctos cinereus (koala)
Lineage: Eukaryota; Metazoa; Chordata; Mammalia; Diprotodontia; Phascolarctidae
Gene: GPR162
Product: G protein-coupled receptor 162
Biological process (GO): G protein-coupled receptor signaling pathway
Cellular component (GO): membrane
Molecular function (GO): G protein-coupled receptor activity
Source: RefSeq, a predicted model, not a curated record
GAGAGAGAGAGAGAGAGAGAGAGAGAGAGAGAGAGAGAGAGAGAGAGAGAGAGAGAGAGAGAGAGAGAGAAUAGGCGGGCAAGGAGAAGGAGCUGCGACCGGAGAGAUGCUCUAAUCUCCAUGGCAGUGCUUGGAGCAGGCAGAGCAGGUUCUGUCUGCUGAAGACCCCCACACUCAUGGAGAGACCCAAAGGAGCCGCAGCCCACUGAGUCUGUUGGAAGACGAGACAAUAGGAAGCCAAGUGGGAAUGGAAAUCAGAGGAUCCCACCCAGCGUCCUAGCAAGGGUGCUUUUUCUCCACUCAAGGGAGAGGAAAGACAAGAUAUAUAGAGAGAGGGCUGUCUCUUUUGACCCUUAGCCUUGGAAUCCUCCUUCUCCUUUCUACCACAGCAAAUGACAUCUUAGGGAAGCCAUGAAAGACAAGGCAGUGGGGUAGGCCACAGGGACUUUUUUGCCUCAUUCUAGGGGGGGAAUUGGGAAACGGGGAUCAUAAGGGUCAUGGGGGGCAGCCUCAGUGGGGCUCCUGGGUGAAUCCAUUCCCCCAACCCCCCAGAACUUAAGGGGGGUGGGGGCAGAGGAAGAAGAGGAGGAUGGCUCGGGGCGGGACAGGGGUGGAGGAGGCCUCCCUCCGCUCCAAUGCCCUGUCAUGGCUGGCCUGUGGAAUGCUGGCCCUCCUGGCCAAUGCAUGGAUCAUUCUCAGCAUCUCAGCCAAGCAGCAGAAACACAAACCCCUGGAACUAUUGCUCUGCUUCCUGGCUGGCACCCACAUCCUCAUGGCAGCAGUGCCCCUCACCACCUUUGCUGUGGUGCAGCUCCGACGCCAGGCCUCUUCAGACUACGACUGGAAUGAGAGCAUCUGCAAAGUUUUUGUCUCUACUUACUACACGCUGGCCCUAGCCACCUGCUUCACUGUGGCCUCGCUCUCCUAUCACCGGAUGUGGAUGGUCCGCUGGCCUGUCAAUUACCGGCUCAGCAAUGCCAAGAAGCAGGCACUGCAUGCUGUCAUGGGCAUCUGGAUGGUCAGCUUCAUCCUAUCCACGCUGCCUUCCAUUGGCUGGCACAACAACGGCGAGCGAUAUUAUGCCCGGGGCUGCCAAUUCAUUGUCUCCAAGAUCGGGCUGGGUUUUGGGGUCUGCUUUAGCCUCCUGUUGCUUGGUGGCAUCGUCAUGGGGCUGGUGUGUGUGGCCAUCACUUUCUACCAGACACUGUGGGCCCGACCCCGUCGGGCAAGACGGGCCCGGAAAUCAGGGGGUAGAGAGGGAUCAAGAGGGGGAGGUCCAGGGGGCCUAGGAACCCGGCCAGCAUUUGAGGUUCCAGCCAUUGUAGUGGAGGAUGCCCGAGGGAAGCGUCGUUCUUCGCUGGAUGGCUCUGAAUCAGCCAAGACAUCCCUGCAGGUCACCAACUUGGUCAGCGCCAUCGUCUUUCUCUACGACUCACUCACUGGGGUGCCCAUCCUGGCAGUGAGCUUCUUCUCACUGAAGUCGGACUCUGCGCCCCCAUGGAUGGUGCUGGCUGUGCUAUGGUGCUCCAUGGUACAGACACUGCUCCUGCCCUCCUUCAUCUGGUCCUGUGAGCGUUACCGAGCCGAUGUGCGCACCGUGUGGGAGCAGUGUGUGGCUAUCAUGUCCGAGGAGGACGGCGAGGAUGAUGGAGCCUGCAAUGACUAUACUGAUGGACGGGUCUGCAAAAUUCGUUUUGAUGCUAACGGGGCUGCUGGGCCAGGGGGCCAAGACCCCACCCAGGUGAAGAUGCUGAGUGGGAGACACAUGCUAUUUCCUCCUCAUGAAAGAGUCCACUAUUUGCAGGUCCCACUGUCCAGACGACUAUCCCAUGAUGAGACCAACAUCUUCUCUACUCCUCGUACACCUGGCUCUUUCCUGCAUAAGUGGUCAUCUUCAGAUGACAUCCGGAUUAUCCCAUCUGCAAAUAGGGAACAUGGGGCACUCCGGGGCAUGGAAGAUGAUGAAGAGGAGUCUGGAGCAUUGACCAAUCUGCAUCAAUUCCUGGAAAGCAGAAUGCUAGGAGAAGGUGGAGGACCUCCAAGGGGCCCCGGCUUCUUCAGAGAUGAGAUCACUACCUUUAUUGAUGAGACACCUCUGCCUUCUCCAGCUGCUUCCCCAGGUCCCUCUCCCCGUCGGCCCCGGGCCUCGUGUCUCUUACCCCGUCGUCUUUCCCUAGGGUCCCCUGAUACUGGGGUAACUGGAGUGUCUACGGGGCUAUAUACAGGGCGACGGUGCUCCCUCACUGGAGUUGAGGGGGACUCGCAGGCUUGGGGGGGAACUUGGGGCCCAAACACACCUAUAUUUCACCCAUUGAGCCUGUGAGUCCAUGGCGAAUCCAACAAACUUAAGAGGAAGAGAGCCUGGGAUAGACGUCUCCCUUAACCUAGCCCUGUCUGCAACUAGCCACAGACUUGAACCCAGGACAACUGUCAGCAGCAGACUUAGAGGGGAAUGGGGGAAUUGGAUUUGGGGCAUUAUAGCUCUGACUACUAUGUCUAUAAGACUGGACCCUGCUCCUUACUUCCCAUCAUCCCCAGCCCAAUGUAUUAAAAUCUGAAGUGUUACUGUGGAA